GGUAGCUCAGUUGGUUUCAUUCAUCAUCAUUCAAGCACUGAUGGCACGUGGUCAUCAAAAAAUUCAAUCGCAGCAGAAAGCACAGAAAAGGGCAGAGGCCCUCAAAAAAUCGCAAGGUUGUGAUCAGCGUGGUGCGGCACAGAAGGCUUUGCACCACAAGUGCAGUGUAUGCAUGGCACAGAUGCCGGAUCUAAAAACGUACAAGCAGCACUUCGAAAGUCGUCACCCAAAAACACCUCUACCACAAGAACUGGCUGAUGUGCAGAACUGAAUCGUUGCAAGCACAGAUUUCAAGAACUAAUAACUUUGAAAGUUAGUGAAUAAAAGUCUUAAGAU
This is a messenger RNA of Cylicocyclus nassatus, 336 nucleotides long. The record is from the annotation of a GenBank genome assembly. Lineage: Eukaryota; Metazoa; Nematoda; Chromadorea; Rhabditida; Strongylidae.